Molecule: messenger RNA, 10744 nt
Organism: Ruditapes philippinarum (Manila clam)
Lineage: Eukaryota; Metazoa; Mollusca; Bivalvia; Venerida; Veneridae
Exons: 62
Coding region: 69-9980 (3303 amino acids)
Cellular component (GO): membrane
Source: RefSeq, a predicted model, not a curated record
ACCCAUAUCACACAGUACUUUGAAAUCAAAUCAGAAUGUGUUGAUGAAACAUUUUAAAUCAUCAUAAAAUGAUGUUUUGGGGUUUAAUAAAGUGUUGGUUUGUUCUUCUAAUCCCGCAUAUAUGCAAAGCCGAUGUACGACUGGUUGGUGGUCAAACAAAAAAUAAUGGCCGAUUAGAAGUUAGGAAUGGUAGUACUGGUCCUUGGGGUACAGUUUGUGACGAUGAAUUUGAUAGAACAGAUGCUGCCGUCGUAUGUCGGAUGCUAGGGUUUCGAAAUACACAAUAUGCAGUGAAUGUAUCAUCUAAAGUUUAUGGACCAGGAUUAGGAAACAUAUUUUUGGAUGAUUUGAAAUGUGCUGGAAACGAAUCCGACAUAUUCCAGUGUAAGGCAAGUGCUGAAAAGAGCAAUUGCGACCAUGACGAAGAUGUUGGCGUAAACUGCCAAACACCAAUCACACUUGCUCAUGGAACAACAGCCCAUUCGGGGCGGCUAGAAAUAAAUGUGAACGGUUCUUGGAAGUCAUUUUGCCCACAUUCUUUCAACGAAACUACCGCAAAUGUAGUUUGCAGGAUGCUUGCUUUUAGCACUGGAAAUGUGGAAAUCAAGUCAACUCCAGGACUUGUUGACGGCAGUGAUUUAUCUGAAAAGUUGCCAGUGUGCAAUUAUGGUCUCGAAAACGAUAUAACCCAGUGUCAGCAGAGAGAUCAAACAUCUUGCUUGACGAAUGAAAGAGUAGAAAUCAAUUGCAGAACUCAGCUUAGGUUACAAAAUGGAGCCCACAAUCAAUCAGGAAGAGUAGAAGUUUACUUUGAAGACAGAUGGAAUGCUAUCUGUGAUGAUUUCUUCAAUGACAAGGCAGCAACAGUUAUAUGUAGAAUGCUAGGUUUCAACCAAAAGUUUGCUAAAAGUUACGGUCGAUCACGUUUUGGAAAAGGCAGUGCCGAUUUAGCUAUAGCUAUUGAUAAACUACGAUGCUCUGGUAAUGAGAGUGAUUUAUCAGAAUGCAAGUCGAACCAAUGGGGAUCACAUACAACGUGUAGUCGUAAUCGAACAGCCGCUGUGAAAUGUGCCACGGAAAUAAGACUUGCAAAUGGCCCGACGGCAUUUGCUGGCAGGCUAGAAAUCAAAUCGUCUGGUUCCUGGAAGACGAUUUGCGAUAAGGAUUUCGACAGAAAAGCUGCACAUGUUGUAUGUAAAAUGCUCCAAUUUGAUAACGGAAAUGUCAGUGUUAAAGGUAACUCAUACUACGGCAAUGCAAUGGCAAAUAACAUUGACUACGAAUUAAAUUGUACAGGUGAAGAAGACGAUAUAAUGGACUGCAUUCGGACACACAAGUAUUCAACUUGUAAAAAGACUGUUGGAGUCAAUUGUUACUCGAGUACACCCGUUAGACUUGUAGGUGGUCCGACACCUUUUUCAGGAAAGGUUGAGGUUUAUUCACAAGAAGAAUCCAAAUGGAAAGGUGUUUGUCUGAAGGAAUUCUCAAAUAAUGAUGCUUACGUGAUUUGCAAAAUGUUAGGGAAAACAAACAGAAAUCCAAGUAUACACAGAGCCUUGACGCUGUAUCAUUUUGUUUUACGAGGGCACGCCUUGUCGGCUUUAAAUUGUAACGGCAAUGAAAGCGAUAUUUCCGACUGUAGAUCUAAAGAACGUUGGAACGAAUCUACUUGUACUCACUUGGACUUUGUUGGUGUUAAUUGCGAUCCAGAAACGCCGAUUCGCCUUGUAGACGGUCCUUCAAUAAAAGCUGGUAGGGUAGAGAUAUAUUAUAAUGGGUCAUGGGGAGGUAUUUGUAUAAAUGAUUUGACAACGAACGACACAGGUGUUAUGUGUCAAAUGCUUGGAUAUACUCGUUCGUCAUACAUUCUUCAAAAUUUGGGAUAUGCAAAAGGAAAUAACAACAUAACAAUAACCGAUCUAAAUUGCUUUGGCAAUGAAUCUGAUAUAUCGGACUGUAAAGCGUCGCCGUGGCAAGAUGGUGUUUGUACAAGUGAUGCAGCUCUCUGGAUAGCGUGUGGAUCUUCUAUCAAACUAAAGAAUGGGUCUGAUGAUCGCUCAGGACGGGUUGAAAUUAAACAUAAUGAAACAUGGUGGACCAUUUGCGCUGAUACAUUUGAUAUAAAUGUAGCUAACGUAGUAUGUAGAAUGGCUGGAUUUCGCUUCUGGAACGCAUCGGUAAUUUCAAAUUCCUUGUUUGGACUUGGAUCCGGUGACUCUAUUAUUAAGAACAUAACAUGCACAGGUGAUGAAAAAGAUUUAUCAACUUGUCGCUCAUAUCCUUGGGAGAAAACGACGUGUUUAAGUAAACAAGUCGCCACAGUUUAUUGCCGGGUACAAAAAACACCUCUCCGUUUGGUGAAUGGUGACAAUCCUUAUUCAGGACGUGUAGAAGUAUUCCACAACAAUAAAUGGGGCACAGUGUGUGAAAAAAGAUUUACGUUAGCUGAUGCAAAAGUUGUUUGUCAAAUUGCUGGAUAUAACUUUUCUACUGAUGUAUCCAUAGUAUCUGACAAAUAUGACAGUGGAUAUACACCAUACAAUGUUAUGAUACAAAAUCUUGCAUGUAUCGGUAAUGAAUCUGAUAUUUCACUCUGUCAGUCAGCUGAUUGGGACACUGGUUAUGAAAAUUGUCCGUCUUCGAAUUACUACCAGAGUGUCGGUGUGAAUUGCUUAACAACCGUUAAUCUUGUUGGCGGUCUAACACAAUAUAGUGGCAGAGUGAUAAUUACACAUCAAGGACAUACAGGCUCUAUUUGCAGCGAACAUUUUUCGAAUGAAAACAUCAAAGUUAUUUGUUUAAUGCUAGGAUUCAACUUUACAACGAAGUUCUUAUCGAACAAUUAUACUUUCAUAACUUCACAAUCACCACCAUCAAUAAUAGUAGAAAAUCUUCAGUGCACGGGAGAAGAAAUAGAUAUACAGGAAUGUAAUUCUCGGCCUUGGGGCCAAACAAAUUGCUCAAACAACAAAGCUGUAGAAAUCUCUUGCAAUACACCAGUAGAAUUGACAAGAGGUGAAAGUUUUAUUUCGGGUCGUGUAAAAGUUCUCCGUCCUGAUGGCUGGAACAAUAUAUGUUACACUGGAAACGACUUUCAAGACAAUGCCAAUGCGCGAGUUGUCUGCAGAACAAAGGGUCUUAGUACAGGAACGGUAACGGUGUACAACGAGACUGGAGAUUAUCAUGGUCAGCUUAGUGUGAAAUGCCAUGGUGAAGAGAUAGAUAUAGGACUUUGUCAGAUAUCUAACAAUACUUGUGAAACGAAGGAAAGUCUUGCGAUUUCAUGUGAUACCGACGUGAAAUUAACGGACGGAAGAACAAAGUAUAUGGGAUAUGUAUCUGUUAAUCUGCAAGGCACGCAUAAAAUAACUCCAAAUAUAGCAAACGACAAGACGGCAGCUAUGAUUUGCAGAGAAUUGGGAUACAAUUAUACAAGAAACCCUGAAGUUCAAACUUGGAACAAUUUUGGAAUUAAAUACAACAGCAAAUGUGCAUAUAGUGUCAUCCGAAAACUUCACUGUAAUGGUGAUGAGCAUGAUGUUAUGAAUUGUCGAAAUAGUACAUGGGAUUUUUCUAAACGUUGUUCAACUCCAGAAACAGGAAUAAACUGUCAAACCCCAAUUCGCCUUUAUAAUGGUUCGCAAUUUCAACAUGGAAGAGUAGAAAUCAAAAUAAAUCAAACAUGGUAUCCUGUCUGCAGUAAAAGCUUUAAAGUAUCAGAUGCCGCCGUGGUAUGUCGUAUGCUCGGCCACAAACAUGUAAAAAAUGUGGUUCUCCUUGAAACGAAUGCUGAAAACCAUGCAUAUUACCUAAAUGGUAAUCUUCAGUGUAACGGCGAUGAAGAUGACGUAUCACAAUGUCAAAAUGCAAUACAAGAAACAAAUUGUUCCACAAGUUCUCCUGCAUACAUAAACUGCAGUACCAAUAUCAGAUUGGUUGACGGGCCAACGUUAUACAAAGGUCGUCCAGAGAUCUAUCUUAAUGGAUCUUGGGGUCCGAUUUGCCAGAACAGCAAUAGCAAAGCGUAUGAAGUUAUGUGUAAGAUGUUGGGUUUCAAUUAUAACGGCGCUGUCAUGCAUUAUUCUUAUAACGAUAAGCCAUCAUUCAGCAACAAAACAUUUGGUAGAACAAGUUAUUAUGUAUCUAACCUCAAUUGCGAAAAUAACGGAUUAGCAGAUGAUAUAUCUGAAUGUGUCUCAAAUGAUUGGAACUCUGGUUAUUCCUGCCCUGAUACUCAACCCCUUGAGAUAGAGUGCAAUACACUUGUCAGUCUACAUCAGGGGUCGAAUCCUAACGUUGGACGAGUUCAAGUAGAAUAUAGAGACAGUCACUGGUCAAUAUGUGGUGAUAAUUUUACUCUAGAAAACGCCGAUGUCGUCUGCCGAUCGAUUGGAAUAGAAACAUACAGAAAUGCAACAAUCUAUUAUGGAAAUAAAUAUGGCUAUUCAUCCUACUCAAUCAUCGAUCUCAGCUGCUCAGGUGAUGAAACUGAUUUACAAGAAUGUAAAUCUGCCCCAUGGAUGGAAACACACAACUGCAAUACAUCUAAUAGAGCAGUUGCUGUCAAUUGUCGUCCGAAUACUCCUGUGCGGAUAAAUGGUACGAAAUCAUCAGGAUUACCGGAAUUUAACUAUCAGGGCCGAUGGGGUACAGUUUGUUACAAUCAAUUCCAUACGACAGAUGCAAGUGUAAUAUGCAACAUGCUUGGCUUCAAAAAGGCAACAGUUAAAUGUUCAAAUGACAGAGUGCGUUUGGUUGGAGGUGUAAACGAUUAUAUUGGAAAGAUCCAGUUUCAAUAUUUGGGAGUUUGGGGUUCAGUAUGUGAGAAACAUUUUGAUUCUAGAGACGCUGAAGUUGUUUGUAGGGAAAUUGGAUUGCAGGAAAAGAAUAUAGAUAUUUUCAAGAACUCUCGAUUUGGCUAUCAGAGUAGUAAUUUUACUGUAAAUGAUCUUAACUGCACCGGAGGAGAACGUGAAUUAGAUGAGUGCGGAUCAUAUCCUUGGAAAUUGAACAACUCUCCAUGCAGAAAUGCUGGUGUUAAUUGUAGACCAAAUACUCCAAUUCAACUGUUAAACGGGACAAGUAAUUAUACUGGUCGUCUUGAAGUUGAAUACAAACAACAUUAUGGAACAGUAUGCGACAGAGAUUUUGAUAUAAACGAUGCUAUAGUGGUCUGCAGGAGUUUAGGAUAUAAUACCAUGAGCGUUGGUUUCAAGAAAAACGCAUUUUAUGGAAAAGGAAAAGGGGAGAUUACUAUCUCGAAUUUGAAUUGCACGGGGAAUGAAAGUGACAUAUCAUAUUGUGACACACCCUAUCGAUGGGCCGAACCGCACGAGUUCUGUACACAUGAGAAUGACGUCUCUGUUCUUUGCAACACGCCAGUGCGCCUUCGUGGUGGGUGGACUAAUUUCGAUGGGAUAGUUGAAAUUUAUAUAAAUAAAUCUUGGAAUUCUGUUUGCUAUGAUGGAUUCACACAAGAUGAUGCAAAGGCAGUCUGUAUUUUAUCUCAUUUGUCAAGUGAUAAUGAUAGCUCUGUGAUUAUCUCGAUCCACGGAUCAAGAUAUUAUGGGUUUGAAAACAAUCAACCUUCAAUCGUCUCCCUUGGAUGUAACGGACAAGAGGAUGAUUUAUUUUUCUGUGGGUCUGGAAAUUGGACAAAACCGGAACAUUCAUGUAGUUCGCAUGAAUCUGUCGCUAUUAAUUGCAGGGCUGAAACAGAAAUACAACUCGUAGACAAAAAUGGUCAAAAUGUCAAUUUAGAGGAGAGAAAGAAGGAUGCUGUUUCGGGCAGGGUCGAAGUAUUUUAUAAAGACAAAUGGGGUACUAUUUGCGAUGAUAAAUUUGACGACAGCGAUGCUAUGGUUUUAUGUUCGAUGCUUAACUUUACUGUAGGUAAAGUAUAUAGGACUGAUUCGAAAAAUGCGAUUGGUUAUGGUAAUGGCAGUAUUUGGAUUGACGACCUUGAUUGUCUUGGUACAGAAAAAGACAUUUCUGAAUGUAAAUCGGAAGAGUGGGGAGUCCACAACUGUGAACAUACUGAGGACGUUGCAAUAACAUGUGAUUACAUAGAUAACAUAGAUCCAUGCAAGCCAAAAGAAAGUAUAAGACUGCCAAAUCUUGAUAUACGAUAUUUCAAUGUACACACUGAGGAUCUUAAAAAGGUAUAUAAUGAUUCCAAGUUAUCAUUCCGAUGGUAUAAUGUUGGUAACAAGACAUUUCCGGAUAAGAAACCUCCAAUUGAUCGUUGUGGAACACACUUUCCUAUUUACAGUGCAGAUACAGUGCCAUACCAGAGUAAACCGGUUACUAUAACAGCCAAGCAAGUACCCGAAGAAAAUAUGCCAAUUGUUCAGUACAAAAUUCUGGCUAAACAUUGCAACGACGGUGACUACGUGUACAGACUAGGUCCAACUAAAAACGACCAAAGUGGAUACUGCUUUGGUAUUGGAUCAGAUGAAAAACCAACAGAAUUUGUGGCGGAAAAAGUCACAGUUAGGGUAAAAGUCAGUAAAGUAAACGUUACAUUUCAAUGCAAGUUUGACCCUUCGAGCAAAGACCAUCACCUCUUUUAUCAAGUGCAUUGGAAAAUAACUGGAAACUAUCAUGCUUCUUUUACCAAACAGUUUUUUAAUGAAAGCAACAUUGAUAAAUUGGAGCUUACUGAUGAAGACAUUGGAAAGUAUGAUAUUGGUCUGGGAAUAAAUAUAUCAUGUGCGAUAAGGGCCUUCAGAAAGCCUAAUGGUCAGCCAGGUUCAAUUUCUGACUUUUCAUCACCGUACUUUGCGGGUCUUAUUGUAAAAGACAAGAAUAUAAGUUUGAGAAAAGGCGAGACCAAAUCUAUUGAGAUCAUUAACACAAUGCCAAUCGUUUGCUCACAAGAUUUUAUAAAUGCACAUGUAUGCUUUAUGCAGCUUCGACACAUGAUCCCAAGUGAUGAUAAAUGUGCUAAUUUAGGUUCUUUCGCGGCAGGAUCAUGUCAGACGCAACUUACACGGUCUUCAUAUAACAAUGUAACGUAUGUCAAAAUCACAACAUCUGAGACAGGACAAUAUGGCGUAUAUGGACAUUUUAAAGUUCACUUAUUUCACGGUGAACAAAGUUAUAUGAAUAAGAUCUGGCAUAAAAGAUAUAAGUUACCAAUCAUAAACGUUGAAGUUUUCCCAGAAGAAGAUAGAUCUUGGCGAAAAACAAUAUGCGGCGCCAGAAAUGACCCCCAUAUGCAAACAUUUGAUAACACAAAAUAUGAGCAUCACGAAGAAGAAGGCGAGUACAUCCUGUAUAGACACAAAACAUUUAAAAAUGUAGAGAUACAACAUAAGAUAGCCUCAUGUGUUGGACGUAGCUCGCAUGCAAAAUGUAAUUGUGGUUUAGCCGUUCGAGCAGGAAGUGAUAUAUAUGUAAUAAAUGUAUGUAAUAGACUUCUGGACAUAGGGUAUAAAAGAUGUGAAAAUAACGCCCUUACGGUAAAGAAGGACAAUGAUUUAACAUACACAAUUUAUUUGCCGUAUGGAACAGCAGUACGAGCCAGGAUAGAUAAUGCACCCUGGAUGGGAAAUGAAGGUGGAAGAGUUCUUGAUAUCUCUGUUCUUCCAUCUGUUCAUGAUAACAAAAAUAGUACAGGUCUAUGUGGCUCUCUUAAUAAAAAUGGAUCUGAUGAUUUUGUAAACAGAAACAAUGGCACUAUUCAUGAUAACUCUACAACAAAGGUGUUCAUAAAAAGUUGGAAGGUAAACAGAAGCGAAAGUUUAUUUACAAAUGCACAUAAUAUGAUACUGGAAAGCUGGACUUCUCCGUCUUGUAUGUGCCAGUUAGAAUCUGAGAAUGCAAACACAAUAACGCGCUGUGAUAGAAGUGUGGCAGAUUGCACUCCCGGGACAAAGACUGGAGAACACAGUUGUGGAGGAUUGUCAUCUAUUCGCACUCGCCGAUCUCUGUCACAUAAACCCAACAUUCCUAUUGUCAGACAAACAUCGCAUUACUCCAUGGCAACACAACACGUAUUAAAAAAGAGAAGCACUGACAAAAAUCAAACUGUUUGGACAAUGGAAUCCGCAAAAACACAUUGCAAUCAAUAUUUCGACUCAUUAAAAGCAUUUGAACUAUGCUCAAAGUUACCUGCCACACAUACAAACAUCUCUGUCGAGAACUGCGUGUUAGAUAUAACUUUGAGCAAUUCCACGGAAUGGAUCGACAUAACUAAACAGUCUAUGAUAGAUACAUGCACUGGCGAAAUUCAUAGGAACGCUACCGUCAGGAAGGCCUUGAUUGAAAAAGCAAAGAACGCAACUACUACAAGCUCGUCCAGCUUUCCUUUGGGCACCACUAAAAAUCCACAAAAUGAGAUUAAAGCAAUUGAAGAAUUAAAAGAAUUAGAAAAUAUAGAAAAAGAUAUCAAAACAAUUGAGGAGAUUUCGUGCUUAAAUAACUGUUCCGGUCAUGGCCUUUGCUCUAAUGGUGAAUGUACUUGUGAACGUGGAUACGGUGCAUCCGAUUGUCAUUUGGAUAUUUAUAAAGCACCGCGACUUCAAGAGAUUCUUGACAAUGGACUCUGUGAUAAAAAGGUCUCCGAUUGUACCCACAUUUAUGUAUUUGGUGAAGUCUUCGCUGGAACCAAUCUGACCUGUCGUAUACGAACAUUCAAAAUGGCAGUGAAUAGAACUCGUGGGGAGAACACUGAAACGUUUGAUAUUAAAGGAACAGCCGACACAUUGAUUGAAGCAAUGUGCCCAAUCAAGCACUUGAACAACCUGAGGAAAAGAAGAAGCGUUAACGACCAGCCACCAGAUGAUUUUGUUCAAAGUUACGACGUUGCUAUAAGUAAUGAUGGUCAGAAUUUCGGUAACGAAACACUGAAUGUUUAUGUGUUUGAUUCAACAUGUCAAACUUAUACGAACGCGUCUAGUGGUAUGACUUUUGACUUAAAGGUUGGCUUUUGUCAUAUUCAAGGGAAAUGCGUGAAAAAUGGUAGCCUUUCUAUCCAGCAAACUAUGGUGUGUGACACAAGGGCAAGCAAGUUUGGUUGGACUUUGCUAUCUACAACUUCAAGUUCAACUUCAACUCCAAAAACUUCAUCUUCGACUGUUACCAUUGAUUCUGGUUACACUACAGAGAAUCCAAAGUCAGUCAUAGCUGAAAUAGAAAAAUCAGAGCCAGGACUCAAGUCAUACAAGUUAGAACUUACAAUCGACAUUAUUCUUGAUAGUGCCCAUAAUCUCAACUCGCAAACAGUCUGGAAUGAGACCAAGAUUGCACUCAAACACUAUUACAAAGAAACACUUGGCAUUGGACUAAAGGACGUUGUUAUCCUUUCGCUUCAGAAAGGUAGCCUUAUUGUUAAACAUGUUGUGAUUGUCAAGACCAAUGAAUUUGUCAUAAAGGCAUUGUCGGUUGCGCUUGCUGGUCUGUCAAAAGGAAAACCAAUUCAACUGUUUGGUAAUUACUACAGUGUUGAAAAUGUCAAGAUAGAAGACAGUAAAGUUGGGGUGGAAUCUGACCAUUUUCAUAAGUUUCUCCUUUGUGAAAGUUAUACACAACUGCACCCAUGUCUGAAUAAUGAAGAAUGCAUAGUAGAGAAAGACGCUGCAACUUGCAAGAAAGUUUCACAAGACGGAGUUGAAGGUAACACAAAUAUGAUCAUCAUAAUCUCGUCUACUGUUGGUGGAGUCCUUGUUAUUGUCAUCUUUGCACUGAUCACGGUCCUAUGUUGUAAAAGAAAGAAAAACAAGAAGGGGUUGAAAAAUCGCAGACAAGCAACUGUCCAAAACGAGUACGAUGGAUUACCUCUUGAUUCCUUAUCAAGUGAUGAUCGCGGAAAGAAACAGGGUCAUGAAAAUAGGGCUUACAAGGGCCAGUCAAAAGAUUCAGCAGUCGAUGAUAUGACUCUUGGCACCGGAUCAGUGUACAAUGAUGGGUCCUACGUCGAGUCAAAGGAUGGUUACAUUUAUUACUAUGGGAAAAGCAAACAGGAAGAUCGAUUAUAAUCAAAACAAAAACUUUGUUUUUCAAAUGAUUACAAACAUUUUAGCAGUAUUCCAUUUUUAUGAAUAAUUCAAUAUAAAACUGUGUAAUUGUUAUAAUAUUUCAUUUGAUAUAAACUACUUGGCAAAUAUUUCAAAUUUCUUAUUAAUCAGAAAUUCAAUACAUUGAAAUAUACUAACAUAUUUCCACAUUUCAACUUGAAGAUCAACUGAAGAUAGUUAAGUAUUUUCUUACACUGUUACAUAUAAAAAAUAUGAAAUAAAGAACGGAACAACAAUCGGCGACAGUGCAUGAUUCCUUAACCAAACAUAGCAUAAGUAUAUAGCAAAUUCUAAAAAAUGAUCAUAAAAUAAUGGCACCGAGUCUUGACGAUAAAAGGAAUCGCUGAUUCAAAUAUUUAGAUAUCUUGUCUGAUUUUUAUUGUAUUUACAUGCAUGUACAAAUUAUUAUUGAUUACAAUGAACCGACACAUAAAUAUUUUUGUUACUAGUGUUUGUGUUGCUGUGUCAGCAUUUCAUGAUUUAUUUUAACGGACCUACACUAAGCCGGUUCUGAACUUAUUUUUGUCUCCUUUUUUUGUAAAAGCAAGCUUGCAUAUUGUUGUUUGAUACGUCUAAAUUCCUAAAUGUCGAAUUCUCUAUAUUAUAGACUUAAUUAAUGUUUGUGUUGUGGGAAGGAUACUUUCUGUCCCAUCCCAAAAAUGUAUCAUGUUAAUAUCGUUUACAUGUAAAAUGUAAAUUAUGUUGAAUAAAUAUGUUUAAACCUA